CGUUCUUUCAUACAUUUCAUCAAGAACUUCUUCAUAUUUUUUCACUUAUAUUAUAGARAUUUGAACAGAUAAUUGCAAAAUGGAGGUGUAAUUAUGGGAAGGCAUUAGCUGUGCGUAUAACUUGCAAGUUUUACGAUUGUUUUUAGCAAUCGUAGGCUUUUUGCCGAUCAAAUAAGUUAGCAAGAUGUCCAAGGCCACRAAGAGGAAGCAUGUGACCAAAGAAGUUCUGGAUGAUUAUGUUGUGCCCGAUGAAAAUCAGGAGAUUGUUAAGGUUUUAGCUGGCCGUGGGAAUAACCUCCAUGAAGUUGAGAACGCAGAAGGGAAACAUUUCCUUGUGAGCAUGCCAUCAAAGUUYCGAAGAAAUGUCUGGAUAAAAAGAGGUGACUUUGUCAUAGUUGAACCMAUUGAAGAAGGAAACAAAGUCUGUGCUGAAAUUGUUCAUAUUUUGUAUUCAAAGCAAGUKAAAUAUCUUAAAGAAGAAAAGCUUUGGCCUGAGGCAUUUACUGAAAAGUCAGCAAUAAGGCAUGAAGAAAUUGAUGAUAAAAAAUCUAAUAGCUCACCAAAGCUGCAAAAUGAGCUGCCAUCAGACAGUGAAAGUGAUGAAGACUGUGAUGACGACCUGUUUGUGAAUACCAAUCGCCCCCCUCCGAUGCAGUUCUCAGAUGAAUCAGACUCAGAAGACGAGGAUAAUAAUGACAACAAGAAUGAUGAACAAGACAUAUAGUUUAAAUUCAUACAAAUUUUCAAAAUCAGCUGUUUUUUUGAAAGCUAUAUUCAUUAGGUUGCAAUUAGGCUUGAAGCAAUACAAUGUAGAGUCCUURAAGCUCAUGGAAAUGCAACUCCAACUGGAGGACAAAGCCAUGGAUUGUAGUUCCCAAGAGGGCAAAAAUCCUUUGUUUUGUCAUCCAGAUGAAGCUGAACUGAAACAAUGAGGAARUAUGACAAGUUUGUCCCCUUGAGCCAAAAUUAUACAAAUUGUUUCUUUUAGUGAAUUCCAUCAUUUUCCAUCAUUCUUAUCCCGUUUGAAAAGAUACAAAGAUUGUUAAAAUUGACUUUAAUGUGAACGGGCACGAUAGGUGAAACUCGCGCAUGUUUGACUUUCAUAGACUUAACCAAUCGAACCUCAAAACGCCUAUUAUCGAAGCCCCUGAUGCAAGCAAGCUACCUAGAAAGCCUGUAAAAACGUGUUAAGCAUUUAAUAAAAUCGAAGGAAUAUUGAAUGUUGUUUAAUGAAGAUGCGUUUGCACUGGCUUAAAAAGUCUUUGUCAGUGGACCGAGUAAUUUUCUUUGAGGACUCUUAGUACCUAUUGUGGCAUUUUUAAAUGGAUCGAGUAUKGUGAGAAUGGUAAGCCACGGAAAAGACUUGACUUCAGUGAUAUGAAGAACAUCCGAUAGCAGAUUAGCAAAGGCAUAGGAAAUGUGUUUUUUUAUGAUUUAAGACACUCUUAACAAAAUAGGAAUCCAUUCAAUAAAGAAUGCAGUGUCACUGACA
Exaiptasia diaphana is the source of this 1492-nucleotide messenger RNA. RefSeq names its product probable RNA-binding protein EIF1AD. Gene Ontology annotation, cellular component: nucleus. Lineage: Eukaryota; Metazoa; Cnidaria; Anthozoa; Actiniaria; Aiptasiidae. The record is from RefSeq and is a predicted model, not a curated record. The coding region runs from base 185 to 724 and encodes 179 amino acids. Gene Ontology annotation, biological process: translational initiation. Gene Ontology annotation, molecular function: translation initiation factor activity; RNA binding. The transcript has 5 exons.